Molecule: messenger RNA, 680 nt
Organism: Closterium sp. NIES-67
Lineage: Eukaryota; Viridiplantae; Streptophyta; Zygnematophyceae; Desmidiales; Closteriaceae
Source: the annotation of a GenBank genome assembly
ACCUUACUAUGGCGUUCUAUGCCCUUCUCUUCACGUUCCUCCACCCCUCUUCUCCCCUUCUAUGCCUUCGCCUGCCGCCAGGGGAUCCCUUGGAGGGAGCAGCGGGUCGUCCUCGCAGGCCAAUGGGUCUGGCUGCCAGCCGUCCUCCCUGCCGGGCUACACGUGCUCCGUGCAGCUCAGCAAGAACGCCGGGUCGUCCUCGCAGGCCAAUGGGUCUGGCUGCCAGCCGUCCUCCCUGCCGGGCUACACGUGCUCCGUGCAGCUCAGCAAGAACGCGUUCACUCGCAGCAUGGGCAUGGGCCACGUGCCCAUCGAUGCUUCGGCCCCCACCACCAUCAUCUGGGCCUACUCGCCCGACGCCUCAAUAGACUUCGUGAAGGGCACAUCGACCGCUGGCCAGGGCAGCAGCACAGCGGCGUAUAUCGCCCACGGGGUCCUCCUCGCCCUCGCCUUCGCCCUGCUCAUGCCCCUCGCCAUCCUCCUUGCCCGCCUCCUCCUCGCCGACCGCCCCCACGGGGCCCUCCUCAACCUCAACAGCGGAAGGACUUGCGGCCGCUGGGGUUUCAGCUGCACCGGGGGAUUCAGCUGUCGGCUCUAGUGGUUGCAGUGGCGGGGAUGAUUGUGAUAUUCGUGCAGGCGGGCUCCAAGGGGCUCAGCUGGACGCAUGGGCAGGUGGGGCU